Closterium sp. NIES-67 is the source of this 5668-nucleotide messenger RNA. The record is from the annotation of a GenBank genome assembly. Lineage: Eukaryota; Viridiplantae; Streptophyta; Zygnematophyceae; Desmidiales; Closteriaceae.
CCAUUCGUCUGUUGUUUUCCCAUUCGUCUGUUGUUUCCCCAUUCGUCUGUUCUUUCCCCAUUCGUCUGUUCUUUCCCCAUUUGGCUGUUCUGUCCCCAUUCGGCUGUUCUUUCCCCAUUCGGCUGUUCUUUCCCCAUUCAACUGUUCUUUCCCCAUUCGGCUGUUCUUUCCCCAUUCGGCUGUUCUUUCCCCAUUCGGCUGUUCUUUCCCCAUUCGGCUGUUCUUUCCCCAUUCGGCUGUUCUUUCCCCAUUCGGCUGUUCUUUCCCCAUUCGGCUGUUCUUUUCCCAUUCGGCUGUUCUUUCCCUAUUCGUCUGUUCUUUCCCUAUUCGGCCGUUCUUUCCCCAUUCGGCUGUUCUUUCCCCAUUCGGCUGUUCUUUCCCCAUUCGGCUGUUCUUUCCCCAUUCGGCUGUUCUUUCCCCAUUCGGCUGUUCUUUCCCCAUUCAUCUGUUCUUUUCCCAUUUGUCUGUUCUUUCCCCAUUCGUCUGUUCGUUCCCUAUUCGUCUGUUCUUUCCCCAUUCGUCUGUUCUUUACCCAUUCGUCUGUUCUUUUCCCAUUCGUCUGUUCUUUCCCCAUUCGUCUGUUCUUUCCCCAUUCGCCUGUUCUUUCCCCAUUCGGCUGUUCUGUCCCCAUUCGGCUGUUCUUUCCCCAUUCGGCUGUUCUUUCCCCAUUCAACUGUUCUUUCCCCAUUCGGCUGUUCUUUCCCCAUUCGGCUGUUCUUUCUCCAUUCGGCCGUUCUUUCUCCAUUCGGCCGUUCUUUCCCCAUUCGGCUGUUCUUUCCCGAUUCGGCUGUUCUUUCCCCAUUCGGCUGUUCUUUUCCCAUUCGGCUGUUCUUUCCCUAUUCGUCUGUUCUUUCCCUAUUCGUCUGUUCUUUCCCUAUUCGUCUGUUCUUUCCCCACUCGUCUGUUCUUUCCCCAUUCAUCUGUUCUUUCCGCAUUCGGCUGUUCUUUCCCCAGUCGGCUGUUCUUUCCCCAUUCGGCUGUUCUUUCCCCAUUCGGCUGUUCUUUCCCCAUUCGGCUGUUCUCUCCCCAUUCGGCUGUUCUUUCCCCAUUUGGCUGUUCUUUCCCCAUUCGGCUGUUCUUUCCCCAUUCGGCUUUCUUUCCCCAUUCGGCCGUUCUUUCCCCAUUCGGCUGUGCUUUCCCCAUUCGGCUGUUCUUUCCCCAUUCGGCUGUUCUUUUCCCAUUCGGCUGUUCUUUCCCUAUUCGUCUGUUCUUUCCCCAUUCGGCUGUUCUUGUCCCAUUCGGCUGUUCUUUCCCUAUUCGUCUGUUCUUUCCCCAUUCGUCUGUUCUUUACCCAUUCGUCUGUUCUUUUCCCAUUCGUCUGUUCUUUCCCCAUUCGUCUGUUCUUUCCCCAUUCGGCUGUUCUUUCCCCAUUCGGCUGUUCUUUCCCCAUUCGGCUGUUCUUUCCCCAUUCGGCCGUUCUUUCCCCAUUCGGCCGUUCUUUCCCCAUUCGGCUGUUCUUUCCCCUUUCAUCUGUUCUUUUCCCAUUUGUCUGUUCUUUCCCCAUUCGGCUGUUCUUUCCCUAUUUGUCUGUUCUUUCCCCAUUCGGCUGUUCUUUUCCCAUUCGGCUGUUCUUUCCCUAUUCGUCUGUUCUUUCCCCAUUCGUCUGUUCUUUACCCAUUCGUCUGUUCUUUUCCCAUUCGUCUGUUCUUUCCCCAUUCGUCUGUUCUUUCCCCAUUCGGCUGUUCUUUCCCCAUUCGGCUGUUCUUUCCCCAUUCGGCUGUUCUUUCCCCAUUCGGCCGUUCUUUCCCCAUUCGGCCGUUCUUUCCCCAUUCGGCUGUUCUUUCCCCUUUCAUCUGUUCUUUUCCCAUUUGUCUGUUCUUUCCCCAUUCGUCUGUUCUUUCCCUAUUCGUCUGUUCUUUCCCCAUUCGUCUGUUCUUUACCCAUUCGUCUGUUGUUUUCCCAUUCGUCUGUUGUUUCCCCAUUCGUCUGUUCUUUCCCCAUUCGUCUGUUCUUUCCCCAUUUGGCUGUUCUGUCCCCAUUCGGCUGUUCUUUCCCCAUUCGGCUGUUCUUUCCCCAUUCAACUGUUCUUUCCCCAUUCGGCUGUUCUUUCCCCAUUCGGCUGUUCUUUCCCCAUUCGGCUGUUCUUUCUCCAUUCGGCCGUUCUUUCUCCAUUCGGCCGUUCUUUCCCCAUUCGGCUGUUCUUUCCCCAUUCGGCUGUUCUUUCCCCAUUCGGCCGUUCUUUCCCCAUUCGGCCGUUCUUUCCCCAUUCGGCUGUUCUUUCCCCUUUCAUCUGUUCUUUUCCCAUUUGUCUGUUCUUUCCCCAUUCGUCUGUUCUUUCCCUAUUCGUCUGUUCUUUCCCCAUUCGUCUGUUCUUUACCCAUUCGUCUGUUGUUUUCCCAUUCGUCUGUUGUUUCCCCAUUCGUCUGUUCUUUCCCCAUUCGUCUGUUCUUUCCCCAUUUGGCUGUUCUGUCCCCAUUCGGCUGUUCUUUCCCCAUUCGGCUGUUCUUUCCCCAUUCAACUGUUCUUUCCCCAUUCGGCUGUUCUUUCCCCAUUCGGCUGUUCUUUCCCCAUUCGGCUGUUCUUUCCCCAUUCGGCUGUUCUUUCCCCAUUCGGCUGUUCUUUCCCCAUUCGGCUGUUCUUUCCCCAUUCGGCUGUUCUUUCCCCAUUCGGCCGUUCUUUCCCCAUUCGGCUGUUCUUUCCCCAUUCGGCUGUUCUUUCUCCAUUCGGCCGUUCUUUCUCCAUUCGGCCGUUCUUUCCCCAUUCGGCUGUUCUUUCCCGAUUCGGCUGUUCUUUCCCCAUUCGGCUGUUCUUUUCCCAUUCGGCUGUUCUUUCCCUAUUCGUCUGUUCUUUCCCUAUUCGUCUGUUCUUUCCCUAUUCGUCUGUUCUUUCCCCACUCGUCUGUUCUUUCCCCAUUCAUCUGUUCUUUCCGCAUUCGGCUGUUCUUUCCCCAGUCGGCUGUUCUUUCCCCAUUCGGCUGUUCUUUCCCCAUUCGGCUGUUCUUUCCCCAUUCGGCUGUUCUCUCCCCAUUCGGCUGUUCUUUCCCCAUUUGGCUGUUCUUUCCCCAUUCGGCUGUACUUUCCCCAUUCGGCUGUUCUUUCCCCAUUCGGCCGUUCUUUCCCCAUUCGGCUGUUCUUUCCCCAUUCGGCUGUUCUUUCCCCAUUCGGCUGUUCUUUCCCCAUUCGGCGGUUCUUUCCCCAUUCGGCUGUUCUUUUCCCAUUCGGCUGUUCUUUCUCUAUUCGUCUGUUCUUUCCCUAUUCGUCUGUUCUUUCCCCACUCGUCUGUUCUUUCCCCAUUCGGCUGUUCUUUCCCCAUUCGGCUGUUCUUUCCCCAUUCGGGUGUUCUUUCCCCAUUCGGCCGUUCUUUCCCCAUUCGGCUGUUCUUUUCCCAUUCGGCUGGACCUCUACCAAAUGGUGGCGGGGGGAUCAUUCCCGAUAACCAUGUCUAGGCUCAAGAGGCUCAAAUCGCUGAGCAUGGUUGGGAUCACCUUAUCCAGCACCAUUCCGCACUUCUUCUCCUCCCUCACUGCCUUGACGCAGCUCAAGCUUGUUGGGGCGGGCCUCCACUCAUCCCUUCCCGCGGGCUUCUCACGCCUUACCAACCUCAUGAUGCUCAUGCUAUCCAGCAACAACCUCACGGGCUCCCUCACUCCCCUCACUGGCUUGAGACGCCUGCAGCAUCUCAACGCCAUUCACAACCACUUCUCUGGCAGCAUCCCAUCGACCAUCAGCCGCCUCUCAGACCUCUCCUACAUCUGGCUCGACAACAACACCAUCACCGGCUCGCUACCAGCCUCCAUUUCCAAACUCCAAGCGCUGAUGUUUCUGAGUGUGCAGGGCAACCGGCUGACAGGGAGCCUGCCUCAAGCCACUGGGAAGCUCUCCGGCCUGCAAGGACUUGACCUCUCUCGCAAUAGCAUCUCUGGGUCCCUGCCGUCUACAAUUGGCAAACUCAGGCAGCUCGCUUACAUCCGUCUUGACGACAACAGCAUCACUGGUACCAUCCCUCUCGCCUUCUCCGCUCUCACUGCAUUAUCAUUCCUGUCGGUCCAGAGCAACAGGCUGCACGGAAACAUGCCGUCCUUUCUAGCGCCGUUGCCAGGGCUGAAGUACAUCUAUCUCGAGGACAAUCGCCUCAACGGCUCGCUGCCUGCCAACCUUGCUGACUUCUCCGCCCUUGCAGUUCUAAGCCUUUCCAACAACUUGCUUCAAGGCCCCCUUCCACCAUCCAUGGCUGAUGCUCCGCGGUUGAAAAUUUUGCUCGUAGCCCACAACAACCUCUCAGGGACUCUCCCACAGCCGUCCUUCAGAAACCCGGCAAUGUCUAUAUUCGAUGUGCAAAACAACGCCCUGUCUGGCCCGGUUCCAGAUUCUGUUUUCAGCGGCUCACCCAAUCUCUACAGCCUUCAGCUCGCUGGGAACAACUUCUCAGGGGCUGUUCCUCCGCUGCUUGCUCAGCUGCCCACCAUUGUGCUCCUGAGCGUCAGCAGCGGCAUGGAGUGCCCCUCGCUUCUCCCUGCCUGCACCACCACCAUCCGCGCUCUCCUCGCUUCCUCUGCUUCUCCUCCUGCCUUCUGCUCUGUUUGCCCCGACUUCUGCAUGCACCUAUCCGCCACCUCCUCCCAGCCCACCCCCUCCGCCUCCUCCCUCCCCGCCUCCCUCUCCCCCUGCUCCCUCCCCCCCUCCCUCCCGACCUCCUCCCUCUCCACCACAGCCGCCACCACUACCCCCUGCAGAAGCACCUCUCCCACCUCCACCUCCUCCCUCCCCGCCUCCACCUUCCCCACCUCCUUUUCCUCCCCCCUCGCCUCCUCCCCUUCCACCGCCCUUUCCCCCUCCCUCUCCGCCUCCUCCUCCUCCACCUCCUCCUCCCCGCCCUCCUCCACGCCCCUCCCUCAUCUCCCGCCGCUCCCCUGCACCCCCUCCUCCGUCUCCUCCAUCCCUUCCCCCUCCAUCCCCACCACCACCAUCCCCACCACCACCAUCCCCACCACCACGAUCCCCACCACCACCAUCCCACCACCACCAUCCCCACCAUUACCAUCACCAUCAUCACCACCAGCACCAGCACCAGCACCAGCAGCAGUAGGCCACUAGCAGCAGCGCAAAUAGCAGCACCACCAGCAGCAGCGCAAAUAGCAGCACCAGCAGCAGCAGCAACACCAGCAGGGGCACUAGCAGUAGGACCAACACCAGCAGCAGCGUCACUGCUAGGAGCGCCGGCAACACCGGCAACACCACCAUCAUCAUCACCAUCACUGGCACCACCACCAGCAACACCAGUACCAUCGGCCCCCUGAGGUUAAUAAGAGCAGCGUCACAUGUGGCGGCAGCACCACCAUCACCACCACCGUCAGCCUUAUUAGCGCCAGCGUUUGACCGUCCGACUGACCCCUUUUCACAACCCAUUCCACUCACGCAUUACACCCAUGAAUCCCCCUCACCCCCCAUUGAUUCCACUCACUCCUACCAACACCCAUUAAUCCCACCCACUAUUUAAUUUCUCGCACUUAUCCAGCGCCUGUUACUGACCCCAUUAGAAGACACUAUGUCUAGGGCCUCAGAAGUCAGGCCAAAAAGGCCUGAAAGCUUGUAUAUCUGGGUUUUUUUUUGGCAUACCCUGAUUUUUCAGGUUUUGAUUUUUAUCAAACCUGAAAAUUGUGUGUUCCAUUUUCUAAGGCCUGAAAAAUGGUAUGCUGUUGUUUUAGCGAGCCUGAAAAAUCAGCCAUACA